Molecule: messenger RNA, 2832 nt
Organism: Brugia pahangi
Lineage: Eukaryota; Metazoa; Nematoda; Chromadorea; Rhabditida; Onchocercidae
Source: the annotation of a GenBank genome assembly
AUGAAUGAUGAUUUAUUCAAUGACUCGUUAGUAAUAUGGAAAUGGAAAGCUCGUUAUCGUUCAUGGGAACGAGAAGCUGAAGCUUGGACGUGUAGCAGAGCAGCAGUUCUUAUCGACCCAUUGAUAACACUAAAGAAGGGAAGUGAUACUGCAAAAAUAGAAGUUACACAAUCGGAACUUCCAAAAUUUGCUGAUCCUUUAGGUGCUACCGUAGAGGAUCGUAAAAAGAAUAUAGUUUUUACAUCAGAAGACUUACCAAUCAUUGCAAAGCGAAAAGAAGAACCGAAAUUAGCCAACACUUUGGCUAGCAAAGAAGAUGAAAUAGUUACAACCAUUGAAAGGGAAUUACCAGGUUUUAUACCUUGGUCAUCGAAAAAGCAAGACAUAUUGAAAUCUUUUUCGGAUGUCGGAAACUCAGAGACUUCAUAUUUAUACUGUGUUCCGGAUUUGAAAAAAAUUGACUUAUCAUUUGUUAAACGCGCUGCCCAAAGGCUGGAACAGUUGGAGGAUGCGUCGGGAUGGAAAAAAUUAGCUGAACAAUCACAGGAAGAAAAUCUGAUUAAAAUCAAUGAAUUGCGCAAAAGUUUGGAAAUAGCUUGGGCAAAAGAGAGAAAAAUAGAAUCUGUUAAUCUAGCAGUAGAAAUUGCAAAUAUUCUCGGAUUUGCAUCGGCAACUAAUAUCUAUCCACAUCAAUUCGUCCUCGUAACAGAUGUUUUGGAUGAGUUCGGACAUUUAGUUUAUGAUCGCCUAUAUACUAAAGCAAACAAGGAACGUGCUGAAGCGGGUUUGAGUCAACUACCAGACAAUUUUACAGUAGAAGAUGUACCAAAACCAACACGUGAUGUCGCAAGAAAUUGGUUUUGUAAAAUUGGUGAUAUCACUGAGUUCUUACCACGUUUUUACGUGGAAACCGCUCUUAUCGGUUGUAUCCGUUUUGUUGAUGCGGAAUCAUUAUCGGUGAAUUUGUUACGUCUUGCAAGAAUUCCGAUGUCGUUACCGAAUCCCUUGGUAUCAUGUUACGCUCGCGUUUAUUUGUGUCGUGUUGCCAUGCGGCUUACUCCUGAUGAUCGUGCACCGCAUUGGAGAUGUUUUAAUGAUUGGAUCAAUACAAUCCCGAUUCAACCGAUGCCAGCAUUAAUGCCAGCUCUAGAAUGGAUUAUUCAGUGUGUGGCGUAUAAUGCUACUACAUAUGAUGAGUUAAAGACACUGUGGGAUAUUUGCGCCGAUAAUGAAAAACGAUCCACAUUUUUGCUUCCAUUCUUGCUCGCUUUAUCUUCUGAUUAUAUCUCUCAGCACGCUUUGGAUGUUUGCAAAUUGGUAGUUUCUGGUGAAAAUGUAAGUUGUAUGGAGCUUUGCGUCCUUGGUAGAGGAUUAAUGGAAAAUAAUAUCAAGGAUGAGCUAAGACGAAUCAUCCUAAAAAAUUGCUGGCAAAAAGUCCUUCAUUUAAUGAGGAUCCGAGAUUUUAUUGAAUGUACGAUUGUGUGGAUUGAAUUUGCAGCCCGGUAUUUUACUUUAAAUGAAGUGGAUGUUAUGCUGGAAAUAAUUAUGAAACGAAUUACUCCUAAUAAGAAAUAUGAAGCUUUUAUGGAUGAAUUGUUAUGUAUGCUGGAAAAAAUUAUACAUUGGAUUGAUGAUAUGAAAGAAUUAAUUGCACUGCAUCACUUUCAAGCAUUAGUGGACUUAUUCCGUGGUACACAACAGCGCAAAGAUUGCGCUAUUACGUUGUUAUCUUCUUUCGUACGUUCCUAUGAACUUGCAUCGGUUAAUGAUUUCCAACUCGCAAAUCAAAUACUCGAUAUUUGUCAGAUACUUCAUGAUUCUCUAAAUGCCCUUUCAACAGACGAUGAAAAACAGUGUGCUAGCUUUUACAGUAUUCGUGCUUUGGAUCGAUUCAAGCUAGAAGCAGAUCCGGAACGGGCACUUGAUUUCUUUGUUGAUGCACGUGCUGCUUUUUCUAAUCUGGAUAGUGUCAUUGCUUACCUUGCUACAAAGGUGUGCUGUCUUGGCUUGUACGUCGUCCGUCAGGGAGAUAUUUCUCAUGCGGGUGAAACAUUUCUGCGAGGUUGUAUAGCAUAUUCCUUUAUUACAACAGCAUCAUUAUCUAGUUCAGCAACCAAAAUUGAAUUAUACAUGCAAGUUGGAAUGUUGAGCUUGACCAGCAAUUCACUUCCACAGAUGGAUGCCAUCUUGAAGUGUUCGAUCGAAGUGCUAGCAAUGGCUCAUGAUCUUAAGCAGUCAGUUUACCGUUCCGUCUGCUCUUCGUUCCUUGCGUUUUUGGUAUUAGUUCCUGAUCCUCCGAACAAAAAUCCUUUAUACAUGUUUAAUGCAUUUCUGAACGCUAUUGCCAGGUAUCCUUGGCAAAACGAGUCGCUGGAGCACGGACGCGUUUUAUUAGAAUGUAUUUGUUACCUCUCAGUAAUGAAUCAGGUGGAAUUACCGUAUCAUGUGGUAUAUGGUGGCGUGCAAUCGAAUGAUACGUUAUAUGGUGGUACUAAAGAAUUCAUGGAAUUGAUACAGGAGAAGUGCGAAGUGGUAAUGGGUCGUUUGGAAGAUAUCUAUAAGCAAGAUAGAGAUAAAUUAUCAUUGUUAGCUAUUGAAAUCUUGGAAGUAAUUCUCAGUUUGGGAGAUAUUGAAGCAUUGGCUACUUUGGUCAUCGAACUUUAUGCUGAUUGUACCGCAAUAUCCGAAUUGCGAAAACGACGAGAAUUGAUUUUGAGGAAAAUUCAACAGUUUGCAAGUAAGAAUACAGAAUUGGAAAGACUGUAUGAACAAUUGUGUAUUUUAGAACAAAAAGAAUUGAAAAUGACAAAAAGAUUUGAAAGGAUUCACUAA